CUCUAUUGCGCCCUCUUGAGUUUGCCUGUCUUUUUCUUGGGUUCCAGUGUCAGUUAGACAUGGCUGCUACUCUUUCUGCCGGCGUUUUCUCUCGGUUUGCAACUAGGAAAUACCUCUUAUUGCCAGGCCAUGCAAGACGAUGCAUUUCAGUGUCUUCAUCGCUGGCAGCUCGAACACACGUCAGCUACGAGCUCAAGGAUGAUGUUGCGGUUAUCCGACUCAAUGAUCCAGCAUCCAAGGUGAACACACUGUCUGUGCAGAUGCAGUCUGAGUUGACGGAAGUGAUGGGUGAGAUCUGGUCCAACGGAGCUGUGAAAAGUGCCGUCCUUAUCUCCAGCAAGCCUGGCUGCUUUAUUGCUGGAGCGGAUAUCAAUAUGAUCCAGGCCUGCAAGAGCAGUGAGGAGGUUACCCGUCUCUCCCAGGAAGGUCAGAAGAUGUUUGAGAGGAUUGAGAAGUCUCCCAUCCCUAUUGUGGCUGCCAUCAAUGGCUCCUGUUUAGGUGGAGGGCUUGAGUUUGCCAUCGCCUGCCAGUAUCGAAUCGCCACCAAAAGUCGAAAAACAAUACUGGGCACACCAGAGGUCAUGCUUGGUCUGCUGCCUGGAGCGGGUGGCACCCAGAGACUACCCCAAAUGGUGGGUCUCCCUGGAGCGUUUGACAUGAUGCUGACAGGCAGAAACAUCCGGGCUGAUAAAGCUAAGAAGAUGGGGCUAUUGCACCAGCUUGUGGACCCUCUGGGUCCUGGUGUGAAGCCUGCAGAGGAAAGAACGAUUGAAUACCUGGAGGAGGUAGCAGUGGGCGUGGCUAAGGGAAUAGCCAACAAGAAGGUUUCCCUUUCCAAAGAGAAAAGUCUCAUGCAAAAGCUCCAGGACACAGUGAUGGGUCUGGGUCCAGUAAAGAAGAAGAUCUACAACACUGUUAGUGAGAAGGUCCAGAAACAAACCAAAGGACUCUACCCCGCUCCUGUCAAAAUCAUUGAGUCGGUCAAGACUGGAGUGGAGGAAGGAAGAGAAGCAGGCUAUCUGGCUGAAUCUGAGAACUUUGGGAAGCUGGCAGUGACACCAGAGUCCAAAGCCCUGAUUGGCCUGUAUCAUGGCCAGGUUACUUGUAAGAAGAACCGAUUUGGGACGCCAGAGAAGGAAGUCAAGACCCUUGCAAUCUUGGGUGCAGGUCUGAUGGGUGCAGGCAUUGCUCAGGUAUCCAUAGACAAAGGCCUCAACACCAUAUUGAAGGACUCUGCAGUUGAGGGCAUCAGCAGAGGAGAAGAGCAGGUCUACAAAGGUCUGAACACCAAGGUGAAGAAGAGAGCGCUGUCGUCAUUUGAGCGAGAUGCCACAAUGUCCAACCUCUCGACACAGCUCGACUACACAGGCUUCUCGUCCGCCGACAUGGUGAUAGAGGCCGUAUUUGAGGAUAUCCACAUUAAACACAAAGUCCUCAAGGAGGUUGAGGCUGUGAUCCCUCCUCACUGCGUGUUCGCCUCCAACACGUCAGCACUGCCCAUUAAGGAUAUUGCUGUUGCAAGCAGACGGCCUGAAAAGGUGAUCGGCAUGCACUACUUCUCACCGGUGGACAAGAUGCAGCUGCUGGAGAUCAUCACCACCGAUAAGACAUCCAAGGACACACUGGCCUCGGCUGUCGCCGUGGGCCUCAAACAGGGCAAGAUUGUCAUUGUUGUUGGAGAUGGUCCUGGGUUUUACACCACUCGCUGCUUGGCUCCCAUGCUGGCAGAAGCUGUCAGGGUGCUUCAGGAAGGUGUAGGUCCAAAGAAGCUUGACAGCUUGACAACCAGCUUUGGCUUUCCUGUCGGCGCAGCAACGCUUGCUGAUGAAGUCGGCAUUGAUGUGGCAGCUCAUGUGGCCGAGGAUCUGGGGAAUGCUUUUGGUUCUCGCUUUGGAGGCGGGAAUGUGGAAGUUCUGAAGACCAUGAUAGAGAAAGGCUUCAAAGGUCGUAAAUCAGGAAAAGGCUGUUUUAUCUAUGGCAAAGGAAAAAAAGACAAGAGAGUCAACCCCGAUGCUGAAGCCAUCCUGAAGAAGUACAGACUAUCUGCCCCUCCCACAGUAUCAUCCGACUCUGACGUCCAGUACAGACUAGUGUCUCGCUUUGUCAACGAAGCGGUGUUGUGUCUCCAGGAGGGCAUCCUGAUGAAUCCAGUAGAGGGAGACAUUGGAGCUGUGUUUGGACUCGGCUUUCCCCCCUGCCUGGGCGGUCCAUUCAGGUUUUUGGACUCGUUUGGCGCCGAGCGUCUCGUCACUACCAUGAGGCGUUUUGAGGAAGUGUAUGGAAACCAGUUCACGCCAUGCCAGCUCUUACUGGACCACGCUAAAGAUUCCAGCAAGAAGUUCCACAAGUGAUCCGUCUUCCUUAAAUAAUUUGGGUUUCUCAAAUGUUGCCCUAAGUCAUACACAAUGACAGGAGGACAAACAGCAUGAGAACAGACAUGCUCAACCGAAUGUGAGUAAUGGAGAGGUGAAUGUUUUUUUUAUUUAUCAGAUAUGGUGAUUGUGAAACUUUGGACACACUUUGAUGUUGUUGUUGCCUCAGUAUGUACAGUAAAAACAAUGGCAUCGAUUAUGUCAUCAUUUUGAAGUUUGCAUCAUUUAAUAGGCCUUAAGAUGUUAAUAAUAUUAAUUGCUAGUUUGUUUAAAAAAAAAAAAAGUGAAAUAAAUGUCAACAAAUAAAUUCAAGCAUGAUUUAAUUUAUUAUUUCUGCAUGGCUAAAUCAAGCAUUUCAACCAAAGUGUUCUGAGGUACAUUUUAGAAACUCUAUUUUUGAGGCAGUGAAAAAUCCAAGAAAGCUUGGCCACAAAGAAGGACGAGAAACAGAACAGUCUGUGUUACCCAUAAAGGGAAUGUUAAAGAUUUCACUCUUGUAUUGAUUUAUGUAUGACAGCUGGCGUCUAAUCUUUUUAUUCAUUUCUUUUUUAUACAUAUCGCAGUCAGGCCACAAUACCUUCACAAUAUGUUUUGGAGGUUUGUAAUAGUCCACAAAAGGCUGUAAAUUGCUUUUUGCAACUUACAAUGCUUCUACUGUGGUCAAAAUUGUGCCACAUUUAACAACAGCGUUACCAGUGUCAACAGAGCUGAACCAUGUAUUAAAACACUGUAUGGACCCAAAUAUAAGAUGGUAUUUUUUUCCAGGCUAAGGGGGGUCGUCUUAUUUGCGGUGUAGAGAAUUACACAUGCAGUUCAACAGGUGGCGCCAAAUGAAUUCUCCCCGAACGAGUCAGACCUUUUCUUCCUGUCACUCACACACACCAGGGGCCUCACAUGAUGAGCACGUUAGCACACGACAGAGGACAAAUUAUGAUGGCGAACGCUGAAGUGGAGUCAUCAAAUAACUGUUGAGCAGCUAAGAAAUAUUUUUUUAUUGCAAUGUACCUGAUAUUUAAAAAAAGAUAGAUUUUUGUCUUGAAAAAGGUGUCGUAUAUUCAGGUGAA
Dunckerocampus dactyliophorus (ringed pipefish) is the source of this 3436-nucleotide messenger RNA. It is a transcript of the gene hadhaa, whose product is annotated as hydroxyacyl-CoA dehydrogenase trifunctional multienzyme complex subunit alpha a. Gene Ontology annotation, cellular component: mitochondrion; mitochondrial fatty acid beta-oxidation multienzyme complex. Gene Ontology annotation, molecular function: NAD+ binding; long-chain (3S)-3-hydroxyacyl-CoA dehydrogenase (NAD+) activity; enoyl-CoA hydratase activity. NCBI's taxonomy places the organism in Eukaryota, Metazoa, Chordata, Actinopteri, Syngnathiformes, Syngnathidae. Gene Ontology annotation, biological process: fatty acid beta-oxidation. Bases 60 to 2351 code for a protein of 763 amino acids. The transcript is spliced from 22 exons. The record is from RefSeq and is a predicted model, not a curated record.